AUGAAGCGCACGUUCGCUGACCACAGCGCGGCAGAUGAGGCGGCAGCUGAAGGGAAGAAGUCUCAACAGGACGCGGGCAUAGAUGAACGAGCAGGACGUGGUCGCCCGAAGGCUGCCGCCGCACAGAAGUCGGCCAAGCGGCUGCGCACGGUGUCUCUGCUCUCACUGGAGCCUUUCGCCUUCUUCGUGCGGGCGCCGCCAGUGGCCUAUGCCCAGCACUACUGUCAACUUGCGGACCACAUGGAGGGGCUUAUCAACGACGACUUUGCCGUCGGCGAGCGCCCCUUUGCUGCAGCUAUGCACUGCCCCGACGAUGGGGCGGGUCCUACUAUGGUGCCCUGGUUCGCCGCGGAGGGUGGGGCCACCUGGCUCGAUGGCGAUUCCAAGCUCUUCUUUCGUGAGCAGUGGAAGGACAUCGAGGCUGUCGUCAACGACGCGCACCAGACUCAAGACGGCUGGCGGAAGCUGACACUCGCGGACAAGAUACUGGGACUCUACGACACCGAAGCGUGGAAGAGUACCCAACACCAGGCACGCCUACACCCAGCGCUCAUAUGCAUGGCGGCACUUGAAUACCCCCACCUGCUUACGUUCGUGUGGCGCGUGGCCUGUGUGUCUGCGCAGACCGACUACAUGCCGUUUGAGCGGGAGGUGUGGUGGGUCAAAACGGCGCGGGGUUGGUUCUCGAGUGACAACAGCUCCUCCUACAAGGGUUAUUUGCGCAUUGCCACUUCUGCGCUCAUUCUCGAGCUCUGGUACCGCUUCGUGUGGGCGGGGCACACCUACCGUGUGUAUCGAGACAUCCAGCACCGAAGGAAGGAAGCCGCACACAGCGGGGACAGCCACGAGUCGGGGCCACACGACGAAUCCGAAGCGAUGGUCGAAGAAAAAGACACCAAAAACGAAUACGACAGCGAGGAAGUGGUCGAUUCUCAGACCUUGCACUCCAUGGCACAUGGCGACGACGACGGCGAAGACGACGAAGAAGAGGAGGGGACCAGGGCAAACGAAGAAAUCGACCUCGUUCCGGCUCGCAGACGCGCACGCACCCGCCGCGGUUCAGCAGAAGACUCGGCCCAUGGAACAGCCCCAGAUAGCAUGCACUCGGACGACAGCGAAAACGAAGACACUGACGAGGCCGAAGAGGUCAUGUCGGGCGAUGACACCAUUGACGGCGGACAAACGAUGGAGGCCAUCCCAUCGGUGGUGAGCGUCUUCUUCGGGCAUGCGGCCAUCGUCCGUGCGCUAGAUGUCGCGGAAAGCCACUAUUUCGAGCGACUGGAAGCCGCGGAGCGGAUGCAGACCGUCGCUACGCCAUCGGCCCCCACCUUCUCUCCCUUUGGGUCGCCUUCCCCUGCCGGCGGGAGCGUCUGGCAGUUCGAGGGAGUCAUGGAGGCGUUCGUGGAGCUGGUUGAGAGGAGGAACAGCGAUUACAAGAUGAUCGAUCAGCCAUCACGUGCAGACAUAGCGAGCGACCUCUGUAAAUUGUACAGAAAGCGGUUUGUCCCGUUCCUGCACAUGCUGGGCAUCGAAGUGGCCGGGACCUCGUCCGAGUCGACAUCUUCAACUCAUAGCGACCAGCUCUUCCGCUGGAGGUGGCGACAGGGCAUGCCCUCCAGGUUCAUUGAGCAGGUAUAUGUGACGUGCAUGCGGAACAUCACCUGCGACGGUACCCUUUCCUGCGGGCGGCACAUCCUAGAUCUGCUGCCCGAGAUCUUUCUGCUCGCCGACUCUCGUUUGGAGGCUGCGGCCACGAGACUGGAGGAGGUCCUCAAGCACAAGGGCAAGUUCGAUGAAGAGGUGAGCUCUCUUGUGGCCAUGCUGGACGAGUUGCUCGCCGAGAAGCAAGCAAUCAAUCAGAGCCAGCAGCACGCCCAACGCUCACCGACGCAUCGCAAGGAGACCAUGAAAGAGCUGAUUGGACAGCGUGUCGAGCAGCUCAGGGCUAGACGCCUGCAGGAAAUCGAGGACACCAUCCGCGUCAUCGAAGCCGAACUGAACAAACUCACCGGCAGCGCCGACCGCAUCUCCCCGUUGCCGUUCAACUCCAAGCAAUACCGAAGCGAGCUCUUGGGAGGCGAUGGCGACGACGAGGAAGAAGAGCAGUUUUCGCUCAAGCCCAAGAAGCUGAAGAAGCGGCCCGACAAGCUUCCACGCACCAAGGAAACCGAAAACGAAUACUCCAUGUCCCUCGCCACUGCGUGCCAGAUACUACACGCUGCUGGCGUUGACUCCAAUACUGUGCUCGUGUUCCUCAGUCCGUCGGAUGGCACGUUGCAGUUUGUCGCCUCGUCGCUCUUUGGUGCCCAAAGAUCGGUGAGCUGCUACAACGUUGCGACUAAAAAGGCGGCGCAAGUGCGAGUUAAAGGUCUGCGCGAUCUGAGCUUGACGCACACCCGUCGAGUGGUCGAACAGGUCCUGGCGCGUCUGUGUCCCGAGGUCAAGCGGCGCCGCGGGCGAAGAAAGGCUUGCGAGGCCGGAACUGCGGACAUCGAGCACUCGGACGAACAACAACAACACACCGAUUGGAACGAGGUGGCGCAUCAACUCGAGCGCGAGAUCGCUCUGCCUCUCGACCCUCCGACAGCCGAACAAGAAGGCCAACUGCCAGAGAUGCUGCACACCCUGCAGGCCAGCACGACAGCCAAGGCGCGGGAACUGGUGAUCACCAAGAUCACCAAGCACCUUCAGCAGCGCGCUGAGGGCAACCUCUUCUCGUCGAUGAUCUACAACAAAGCCAGCGUGGACCGCCUCCUUGACCUUUGCCGCGAUUUGCUGGAGGACACAGCCGGCUCAACGCUCGUGGGCAUGCCAGUAUCGUCUCCAACGUCGCUCUUCGUCGCGCUCUCAGCCAGCUCCCUGUGGGACCUGCGCUUCUCCAAGGACAGGCACAAGCGCGAGACCUUUCAGCGCAUCAUCCACUUGGGCGAGACGCACCCGGCCCGAUUCAAGCUGGUGGUGCACAACGCGCUGGACCCUCGUGAGUACCUCCACGACAUCCACGGCUUCAUUCCCUGGCGACUGGAGGCGAGAGGCAGAGUCUACGAACGCGACUUCGCUCCAACUUGCGGCAGCGGAGGCUCUCAGGAGCUGGCACGCAUCGAUCAGCUCUACCUCGGCACGGUGCAACGGGGGGAGGCACACAUCGAGGCCCUCGUCAAAGAGCACUUCACGCCGGGUUUGGUUCGCGACUACUAUGUCUUCUAUCCCAACUCCCGCGCACCCAUCGCACCAUUCCAUUACGGCUUCCAUUCCCUGCAGCUGUUGCCGGGUGUCCGCAACACGAGCCCUGCCCUGCCCGCAAGCUUGGCGCCUGCUGACGAGGGCAAGGGGAAGGAGAAGGCAGAGACCGACAGCAUGGAGGAGGGAAGAGGAGACGAAUCGCCGCCGGGCGAAGGCCGAGCGUGGCUGUACUACUGCAAGGGCAAGAUCGACUACGCCAAGGGCCUUCGUGGAACGGCGGUGCUCGCACUCUGGGAGCGCAAACCCGGGGAGGCGGAGUCGGGCAGCCGCCGACUGUGCGAGCGAUCCCUUCGCGAGUGGGUGCAGUCCAAGGGACUCGACGCCGGGCAAGUGGCGCAGCUCCUGGUCGAGAGCCUCCUCGCGGAGAGCGCCGCCGAACCGUGGUGGUCGGCCCUGCUUCGAAGCUACGAGGGCCUCUUCCUGAUUAGCGAUCACCCGGGGAGGGUCACGGUCAUCUGCUCCCCAGCCUACACCGGCGGCCUUCGCUUCUACACGAGCGACCCAGCCAAUGCGAGCGCCGCCAGCCCGCCGGACGCCCUGAGCGCCCAGGCCCAGAGUUCUUGGGAGAUGAACUUCCCCUACCAGCAGACCACCUUGCCUGUCGGUCGUCCGCAGCCCCAGCUCGUGGUGCGGGAGCACCAACAGCCCGCUCAGGGCGGCAUGUUCAAGUACGCGAUCCUGGGCAACGCGACAUUCUGGUCUCUUGGAGGAAACCAGGCCGACGGUCUGGUCGGCCAUCUUCGAUCAACGGUGGAGGAGCGCAUCGAAAGCAGUCCCGACGACUUCGUGGUGGACGCUCAGACCGGACCGCUGGCACGCAGCGCACUCCGGGCCGAGCUGGAGCGUGACACCCUGCAGGCCAAGCAACCGGACCGGCUGAUCUCCACCGUCGAGCAGUGGGCCAACAGCAACCGCCUGCUCGCGCUCGACCCUGUCAACCCACAGAGCGAGGACGAAGUCGUGUGCGCCACGCUCAUGAACAUCAGCCUCGAGGAGCCGGCCAACUGGUGCUAUUGGGAAGAGACCCUGGAGCUCCCGCGUGCCGCCGACGGUCGACCACUGCCGCACCCCAACUGGGCCAAGCUCACCUGCCCCGCCUCCGUACCGCGUGCCUACCUCCCUGCCGCCGCACCUUCUGCCACGGGCGAUCAGGGGAUGGAGCUCGAGACCGCCGCAGCCUACACCACCGUGCUCAACUCGAUGGACAAGCCCCUCCUCCACGAAGAACCCCUGUGA
This is a messenger RNA of Acanthamoeba castellanii str. Neff, 4479 nucleotides long. RefSeq lists its product as uncharacterized. The record is from RefSeq and is a predicted model, not a curated record. Lineage: Eukaryota; Discosea; Longamoebia; Acanthamoebidae. The coding region runs from base 1 to 4479 and encodes 1492 amino acids. The transcript has 15 exons.